Molecule: messenger RNA, 690 nt
Organism: Zea mays
Lineage: Eukaryota; Viridiplantae; Streptophyta; Magnoliopsida; Poales; Poaceae
Product: protein MAIN-LIKE 1-like
Exons: 3
Coding region: 23-658 (211 amino acids)
Biological process (GO): meristem maintenance; meristem development
Source: RefSeq, a predicted model, not a curated record
AACAUUAAUUUCAUUUUGUAGGAUGGCACAGUUCCACCUUCUCGACCCGUUCUACGACGAGAGCCACCGGGGGCGCCUUCUGUCGGAAGGCCAGGACCUAGCAACGCUUCGUUCUAGGACACACAAUGGGUUCCUAGACAUGGUGUUCGACGACAGGUACACUAAUUACCUCAGACGAGCAGGUCUAGAUGUAAUAUCUUACCAGUUACGACGCGGGUUGCCUACUAUUGAUUCGGCGGCCAUUACUGCACUUGUGGACAGGUGGCGUCCUGAGACACAUAGUUUUCAUCUUCCUUUUGGUGAGAUGACAGUCACAUUAGAGGAUGCACAGAAGAUACUUGGACUCAAUGUUGGUGGCAGAGCAGUGACAGGCCAAUGUGACUCUGACGGAUGGAGGGCUAGAGUUGAGGCCUUUCUUGGUAGGGAGCUUCCUGCUGAGGGCGUUGAACGGACUGCUGGAGUAGGCAUCACAUGGCUCCGUCAGUCUUUUGGUGUGUGCCCUGCUGAUGCUGAUGAGGCUACAGUCCAGUUCUAUUGUCGAGCUUGGAUCUUGCACAUGUUUGGUUGUGUCCUCUUCCCAGACGCCACAGGAGACUGCGCGUCUUGGAUCUUGCACAUGUUUUUCAUCCUCUCUUUGUCCUCUGCAUCCCACUUUUGAAGAUUCUCCAGCCACUUCUUAUCUUUCUCUGA